This is a messenger RNA of Zonotrichia albicollis (white-throated sparrow), 1828 nucleotides long. Lineage: Eukaryota; Metazoa; Chordata; Aves; Passeriformes; Passerellidae. The record is from RefSeq and is a predicted model, not a curated record.
UUGUUGGAAGGAGAGAUGUUUGGGGUGAAGCUGUGGCGUCCCUGCUCAGCUGGGCACGGGGCUGUCACUGCUGCAGGACAGCUGGGGAUAAUUUGGGCUUCUCUUCACUCUCCUGGCUGCAGGGAGGUGCAGAAAGCUGUGAACACUGCCCAGGGGCUCUUCCAGAGGUGGACAGAGCUCCUGCAGGAUCCCUCCAUCGCCACAAGAGAGGAAAUCGACUGGACCACCAAUGAGCUCAGGAACAACCUGCGCAGCAUCGAGUGGGACCUGGAAGACCUGGAUGAAACCAUUAGCAUUGUGGAGGCAAACCCACGGAAAUUCAACCUCGAUGCCACGGAGCUGGGCAUCCGCAAAGCCUUCAUCACCAGCACGCGCCAGGUGGUCAGGGACAUGAAGGAUCAGAUGUCAAACUCUUCCAUGCAAGCCCUGGCUGAAAGGAAAAACAGGCAGGCACUCCUGGGAGAGAGUGGCAGUCAGAGUUGGAGCUCUGGACCUGACAAAUACAGCCGUCUGGACCGGGAGCUGCAGUUAGCCAAUUCACAUUUCAUCGAGGAGCAGCAAGCUCAACAACAGCUGAUUGUGGAGCAGCAGGAUGAGCAGUUGGAGCUGGUCUCUGGCAGCAUCGGCGUGCUGAAGAACAUGUCCCAGCGCAUUGGCGGGGAGCUGGAGGAGCAGGCGGUGAUGCUGGAUGACUUCUCCCACGAGCUGGACAGCACUCAGUCACGCCUCGAUAACGUCAUGAAGAAACUGGCCAAAGUGUCUCACAUGACCAGUGAUCGACGGCAGUGGUGUGCAAUUGUUGUCCUCUUCGUCAUCUUGCUAGUGGUGCUCAUCCUGUUUUUUGUCCUGUGAUGACAAAAACUGAACUUCCUGGGACGCCCCCUGCCCGCCCCCUGGCCCCGGCAGCGCGGGGAAAUGAAACUCUGCCCAUUUCCGUCCGCCCACAGAGAUCCCCGGCAGGAACACCCGCAGCAGCUCUCAGCGUCCUCCUGCAGGGACUGCGGCGUCUCCCUGGCCCCGGGGAGGGGGCGGAGCGCUGGGGCUGCCUGCGGUGCCCCCCGGAGCCGCAGGGGGAGCUGACCCGCCCGCUGCAGGUAGGAGCCGCUGGACACAGAGCAGCGAGCCCUGGGCAGGAUGGGACGGGGAGGAGUGACUGAAUUCACUGAGCAUUACAAACGGCGCUGCCAGUGCCAGCCUCGAGCAUCACUGGGAAGGGUGAACCCCCGAAGCCACAGCAAGGGAGGGGAGCCCUGGCCCUGCUCCCCGUGCCCCUCCCUGCCUGUGGGCGGGCUCUGUAGCACCAAUUCACUGCCCAGAGCUCGGUGAGUCCUGGCAGAGCUCUCCUGCCCCUCCCUGGGCAGAGGGCAGAGCUGUGGGGUCUCAUGUCCUGCCGUGGGCACCCCAGAGCCUCAGAGCUGAGGUGCUGCACACCGAGCGCUGGCAAUCAGCUGUGAGCCACACAGGGAGAGUCUUGAAGCUUUUAAACUUGCCUCCCUCAUUAUACAGGCCUCUAAAGCUCAUUGACUGAUGCUUUCUUUGCCCUUGUAUAACUGAGUCACUGCUUCUGUUUAACAGCUGCUUCCCUUUGGCAAGUGAUUUGCCAAGUCUAAAAUAACUUAUUUUUUUUAAGAAAAAAGAAAAAAACUUUAAAGAUUUUUUUGAUGACCAUUAGAGCCACGUUCUCUGACACACAUGAUCAGAGGAACAGUGCUCAGUGAUGUAUUUUAAGUGUACAUGAACUUGUAAAUAGGAUGUCUUAAUUUUCCCCAACUGCUAUUUUUUGGACACCUCCGUUGUAAGCAACCAAAAGGCAGGAGAUUCAAAGCUA